This is a messenger RNA of Fibroporia radiculosa, 654 nucleotides long. RefSeq lists its product as uncharacterized. Lineage: Eukaryota; Fungi; Basidiomycota; Agaricomycetes; Polyporales; Fibroporiaceae. Bases 1 to 654 code for a protein of 217 amino acids. The record is from RefSeq and is a predicted model, not a curated record. The transcript has a single exon.
AUGCCCAACGCACACAAAAGUCAUCUCAGGCAAAGCUACCAGUCUCGCCGAGUGGACAAGAAGGGAACAUUUCGCCUUCUGGUCUGCACAAAACUUCGUGAGUGUCAUUGGGACAUUGUUGGCGCGCCACUCGAACUGGUCACGAUUGAGUCAAUAGGUGAACUCACCGGCGUGAAGGAUGCAAAGAUGUAUUGGACCGCUUGUGGCUUCUUCAAGAACAUUGUUGUGCGGCACAAACUUGUCCUUGUCGGCUGGCCGCAUGGCGUCAUCUUCCAGAACCUUAGCUGGAUGACAGGAGGGAAUCCAGUUCUUGACCAGCUGCUAUGGAAGUGGCGGAAUGGGAGCCUUCACUUUGAGGCCAUCACGGAUGAGCAACUGAAGGUACUGGAUGCGGCCAGUGCUGCUCCGGGCUGUUUCAUCCCACCCAGGCCCGUUGUCGGACGCUGCGAUAUCAAGAAAUCCCGUCUGAGGCCAGUGACGAACCCGCACAACCUCCCGCUGCGAAGACUCAAGCUGGGCCCGAAAACACCUGUGUUCCUUGAAGAAUCCGAGGACGAUAUUGAGGAUUGGCCGGAACUAGAUUGUGGUAGCAGUGCGGGACUGGGUACGGGACGGUUUGCUGAGGAUACGGACCCGAUCGAGGAUGUAGAGUGA